ACAUCAAUCGGCUAAUCAGAUACUAGGCAGCUGGAGCUGUUCCAUGCUUCCUUGUGUUUACUACAUUAAAAAAAUUGUAAAUGCGAACACGUUUGCUGCUAAGAUUUUAAUAAAGCUGCCUCGAGGAUUGCCAGAAACGAUGCCUCGGAUAUCCGGAUAAAAGUUCUGGUUCACAUGGGAUCAGUGUAAACGGCAGCAGCCUGACGGACAUUCGUGCUCCAAAUUGAAAUUCAGAAUCAUGAUUAUGAUCUAGAAAAAAAAAUUGUGAACAUGUCUGCCAGAGAUCUUGUAGAGGGUCAGUGUGGUACCCAGAACUCUCUCAUGAAGCUUGCCUCGCAUCUGUCUCAGGACAGGGCGCUGCAGCAGGAUGGGCUUCAGAGAGCAGCGUUACGGUCUUCCCAAACUGCUAUAGGUUACCCACCCUCUUCUGCAUCACUGCUCGUUGAUGAGUUCCUGGCACAAGCACCACGCCUUGAUGAACGAAUGGCCCCUCAAAGUUUCCACAUGGGUGGACUUCUUCAAGAGAUGCGGGACAUUGAGAACGCUUACCGACCAAUGCCACAACAAGCUCCGGGAGUGGCUGCUUUGGCUGCAUCGAAAGAAUGGGUGAAUGAAUUCCUGCCUCCAGAAGGGAAAGGUACAACAGCAGCAGCAGCAGAGAAUUGGUCCAAAGAAUUUGCUCUGCAGAGCAAUGUCGUACCUGCGGAUUCUAAAUGGGCUGCGGAAUAUCUGGUAGACAGUGAGCACCAAACAAGUUGGGCGGAAGAAUUCGCAGCAGCGAAACCGGCCGAUGGCCUGGUGGAUGUCGCCGAUCAACUUCUCAACUCCGUUCACGACGACGCACUCAUGGAGAGCGAGUUCAUGCAGUUUGUAAAGAAGCUUAGGGACGGAACGUCAACGUUAGAGAGUACUCAGAAUGACCACACGUUGGCAGGGGGGUGGACAGAAGAGUUUGCUCGGGAUUUCCCUCAAGGGCAGAGUAGUCAGGAUGCUACCACAGUGCAACACAAUGCCACGGCAGCAGAGUGGGCUGAAGGCUUUCUUGCAGAACAACAGCAUGAGAAAGGAAGCGAUAUUGACUUUUGGGCAAACUUGCAGAAAGAAUGGGAUUCUAUGGCAAAGGAAUCGCCAAACGACCAUCCUUGGCUAUCGGAAUACGAGACACUUUCGGAGACCUAUAGGGAGUACAAAUUUGCGGAAGAAAAUCCCCUGCAACACGUGGAAAACGCGUUCGAGGAAGGGCUCAAGAAAUUGCAGGAAGGCGAUCUUCCAAGCGCCGUGCUCCUCUUCGAGGCAGCCGUGCAGAGGAAUCCGCAACAUGUCGAGGCAUGGCAAUACCUCGGCACGAGUCAGGCGGAGAACGAACAGGAUCCAUCUGCUAUAGCUGCGUUGAAAAAGUGUCUUGAGAUGAACCCGGAUAAUUUAACGGCCUUGAUGGCUUUGGCAGUGAGCUACACGAAUGAGUCUCUGCAGACGCAGGCGUGUGACGCUCUGCUCAAGUGGCUCCUUCACCACCCACGUUACAAGGACCUCUGUGGUGGUGACGUUCUGCAAGCGUCUGCACCCGCACGAUUUCAAGUGUCUUCCAUUAUGUCAAAUGAACAGCACGUCAAAACUAGAGACCUGUUCAUCACUGCCGCGAGGAUGUCACCGAACGAUCCCGACCCAGAUGUCCAGUCGGGCCUUGGAGUUCUCUUCAACCUUUCUGGAGAAUACGACAAGGCGGCGGAUUGUUUUCGGGCAGCACUUACAGUUCGGCCAAACGAUAGCAGGUUAUGGAAUAGACUAGGAGCUACACUAGCAAAUGGCAGCAGGUCAGAAGAAGCAGUAGAUGCAUAUAGGCACGCUCUGCAGAUCUCGCCUGGCUUUAUACGGUCGAGGUUCAAUCUGGGGAUAAGCUGCAUCAACCUUGGCUCUUAUCGCGAAGCGGCUGAGCAUUUCCUCACUGCACUCAACAUGCAAAAUGCCGGCAGAGGCCUUGCUGGGUCACGAGAUACAUCUGUCAUGUCAGAGAACAUCUGGUCUACACUGCGGAUGGUGCUGACGUUGAUGAAUCGACCAGAUCUGUACAAGGUGAUUGACCGUCAUGACCUGGCCGUCCUCAACAGAGAGUUCAGCAUGGACGCGUGAAUGCAAUUCCUGCAUUCUUACUUUAUAAGUAUUGCCUUAUGCAGUGCAAUUUUUGAGAAAAUUAGACAUUACGGCAGACAAUAAAGCAAAUGCGGUUGUACGUAACAAACUUGUAUAUCGCAUAUGCUUGUAAGAUGUGUACAUAUGCACCCGAAAGGCAGUGUUUAUGAAGAUUGUAUAGGGGGGUCACAAACAGACCUAUGUAUAGCACAAUUUAUUGCACACUAUGCACACAGGGCAGGUGGGUAGCGUACCGAAAUAUAUUUUGUGAAAAAUUCGACAAUGUGAAUAAAAUAUUUCUUCAAAACUAAGAAAAAAA
Ornithodoros turicata is the source of this 2449-nucleotide messenger RNA. RefSeq names its product peroxisomal targeting signal 1 receptor-like. Gene Ontology annotation, biological process: protein import into peroxisome matrix, docking. The record is from RefSeq and is a predicted model, not a curated record. Gene Ontology annotation, cellular component: peroxisomal membrane; cytosol. Gene Ontology annotation, molecular function: protein binding. The transcript has 16 exons. Lineage: Eukaryota; Metazoa; Arthropoda; Arachnida; Ixodida; Argasidae. Bases 271 to 2130 code for a protein of 619 amino acids.